AUGACCGAGAGCCGAGUCAAUGUUCCGCCUGUCCGCACCAAAGUCGUCGUCGUCUUGGAGGCCUUCGUGCUCCGCUAUGAGUGGAAAGACGCAGAAGCUCGUAAAGCUGCUGAAGAAGCUGGCCUCCGCGACGACAUCAUGGCCAUGGUCAACCAGUACGAUACGGUUGCGUGGGAGGAUGGGAGAGGCAACGGCUCGCACUCGCACUACAAUCUUCAAAAGCCGAGAGUCUUGUUGUUCGACGAGCCUACCAAUGCCCAGGAUGCAGAUACGGAAGCUCGCUUCAAGAAGACCCUGGACGAGGCUUUCAAGUGCACGCGCCUUGUUGUUGCACACCGACUAUCUUCCGUCUGCUGCGCCGACCAGAUUAUUGUCCUGAAAAAGGUCGACGGCGUUGCUCAAAUUGCCGAAACGGGUACGCACGACCAGCUCCGGGAGCGAGACGGCAUCUAUGCAUCCUUCUGGAAGAAGUACACCGGUGGAGGGGAAAUCGGGGUAGUGGCUGGACCGACGGGCUUGAGGUGCCGUAAAUAA
Molecule: messenger RNA, 534 nt
Organism: Sporothrix brasiliensis 5110
Lineage: Eukaryota; Fungi; Ascomycota; Sordariomycetes; Ophiostomatales; Ophiostomataceae
Exons: 4
Coding region: 1-534 (177 amino acids)
Biological process (GO): transmembrane transport
Molecular function (GO): ATPase-coupled transmembrane transporter activity
Source: RefSeq, a predicted model, not a curated record